Ipomoea nil (Japanese morning glory) is the source of this 976-nucleotide messenger RNA. Its product is annotated as ethylene-responsive transcription factor 1-like. The coding region runs from base 64 to 903 and encodes 279 amino acids. Gene Ontology annotation, biological process: ethylene-activated signaling pathway; regulation of DNA-templated transcription. The transcript has a single exon. The record is from RefSeq and is a predicted model, not a curated record. Lineage: Eukaryota; Viridiplantae; Streptophyta; Magnoliopsida; Solanales; Convolvulaceae. Gene Ontology annotation, molecular function: DNA-binding transcription factor activity; DNA binding.
CUCAUCACUACACACAAAAACAAUUUUCAGAAAAACCCUAAAGAUCAUCAAGUUGAUUGAGAAAUGAAUCAAGAAAAUCUCUCAAGCUCCGAUCUUUCCCUUCUUGAAUCUAUAAGCCAACAUCUCCUCUAUGAUUCCAAUUUCUCCGAUAUACUUUUGACCAAGAGUUCGUCCCAUGACUUGAUCAAGAGUUUGUCCCAUGACUUGACUGAUCCAGUCGAUAGUCAUGACUCAAGUUUUGAUUUUUUCGAUAUAUUAUCGAGGAUGAAUUCGUCCCAUGAAUUGACUGAUCCAGUCGAUGGUCAUGACUUAAGUUUCGAUUUCUCUGAUAUGUUAUUGAGGACGAAUUCGUCCCAUGAAUGGAGUGAUACAACAUAUAGUCAUGACUCAAGUAAUAUUUCAGAGCCGGGGAAUGAGGUGGCGAACGAGGGGCGUGCGGAGGCGCGUGGGUCACAGGCGGAGGGGGACUGGAGGAAGUACCGAGGGGUGCGGCGGCGGCCGUGGGGGAAGUUUGCGGCGGAGAUAAGGGACCCAAAGCGGCGGGGAUUCAGGAUAUGGCUAGGGACGUACGAGAAGGCGGCGGAUGCGGCAUUGGCUUAUGACCGUGCCGCGUACAAGAUGCGCGGGUCUCGGGCGGUUCUCAAUUUCCCGCACCUUAUCGGCAACCCCGACGCACCGGAGCCGGUUAGAGUGAAGCCUAGGAGGCGGCUGCAAUCUUCGCCGGAGGCGGAGGCGGAGGCUCUCCCCACUUCGCCGCCGUCGUCAUCGUCUUCUUCAGUGGAAAGCCUGCAGUCUCCGAAAAGGAGAAAGAUUGAGUUAAUAAACGCCGUAGCCAAAGCCAAUCUCAUGAACGCAAUUUCUGGAAUCCAAUUAACUCGGACACAGUCCACUUCUAACUCCUAAUUAAACAAUUUUUAAUUAUUAUUGUCAUUAGUUAAGAUCGGUUGAAAUAUUCCCCAAAUUGCCAUUAAUUCAA